Molecule: messenger RNA, 1921 nt
Organism: Syngnathus typhle (broad-nosed pipefish)
Lineage: Eukaryota; Metazoa; Chordata; Actinopteri; Syngnathiformes; Syngnathidae
Gene: cdkn1ba
Product: cyclin dependent kinase inhibitor 1Ba
Exons: 3
Coding region: 383-853 (156 amino acids)
Biological process (GO): G1/S transition of mitotic cell cycle; regulation of cell cycle; negative regulation of cell population proliferation
Cellular component (GO): nucleus; cytoplasm
Molecular function (GO): protein-folding chaperone binding; cyclin-dependent protein serine/threonine kinase inhibitor activity
Source: RefSeq, a predicted model, not a curated record
AAAGAAUCUUGAGAUUGUGUUGAUUUCAUCCGGGUUUUAAAGCGUGCUGCUUUAAGAGCUUCUCGCUCCGUGGGCGGGUCAAAGCAAGCGCGUAAGCCAAUGAGCGCGCUCGUCUGUUUAAAUAGUCCCUUCAUGUCAACUUGCCUUCUUCACUCACGGUUCACUCUUAACGCCAUGUUGGCUCUUGCGACCUGACUUCUGCGUGUGCGCUUUGCAGAACUUGACAGGAGUGCUUUAUAAAUCUUUCGUGCCUUUUUUUGUGGAUUUUUUUUUAAAGCUUUUUCUAUUUUUUGCAUGGCGCACUGGAGUACGCGCGUUGCAUUGGCGUUGUGACAUCGCAAGGAAUAUUAACGAUAUUAAGGAGAUUUGUUGUUGUUGUCAUAUGUGCAAGAAAAUGUCAGACGUGCGCCUUUCCAACGCCAGUCCGCCGCUGGAGAGGGUCGACGCGCGGCAGCAGGACCGCCUCCGACCCCGGGUGUGCAGGAACCUCUUCGGCAAACCUGACGAGGUCCAUGCCAAUUUGACGGCUACCCUGGAGGAUGACACACGCAGGCUCGUGGACCACUACAAUUUCGACCCGGACCAAGGUCCGCUCCCGGGUGGGGAAUUUCAGUGGACGGUGGAGCGGGACGCUCCGGAGUUCUACUCCCGACCGCCGCACAGGAGGCGGGGGCCACUUGCGGAGGACUCCCGGGAUUCGGCUCGAGGCCAAAACAGAGACUCUUCGAAGAAAAGAGCGUCGGAUGCUGCAGGUCUGUCGAGCGAAUGCACGACGAAGAGGUUGCAUUCCGGGGAAGACGACGACUACGAGCCGCCCACGGGCGCUGGAGGUCGGACGGGGGAGGUCCAGUGAGAGACAUGGAGAUCCCUCAGAAGAGCCCAUAGGAAGGCAAUCGAGGCUGCACAAGCACUGAAAUAUGUACACUAUCGAGGUUUGGCUCUUAUUAAUAUUAUUUUAUAUUCUUAAAUGGCCUCAGAAGCAGCAGACGAUGUAGCAAGACAUGUGCAAAUUAUUAUCCUCCCCGACCCUCCCUUACGUUAGUGUUCUUACUACCUAUGUAUGUUUUUUUUUGUUUUUUAAACAUGUAGCACAUAAAAAGCAUUCUGCUUUUCAUACCUGUGUUUUUUAACAUGUGUGAAUUUUGACACGGGGGGGAAUUGCAGUGCAAUUUCCACCCUAAAAAUAUGUUUCUUGUACAAGUGGUCAUUAAUGUGUCAUUAUUAUUCAGGUAUUCCACUUUAUGGAGGUAAAUGCAGAUUUCAACAAGUCAGGGUUGUAUGGAAACUUCAAUGUCUUUUGUUUCUUUUUUUAUUACGGCUUUAUGCGUGCCAGUGUUUUUAGCUUGUUACACUGGCAAGGUUCCAUCUUAACUGGCCACAAAAGAUAACGUUUACAAGGUCUCCUGAUAUGCCCCCUUUUAUUUCAUAAUUAUAUAUGUAUACAAUCAGGGUUUUGCCAAAGUGUGUGCCUUUUUUGCCUGAGCAAUAUUUGACCAAAUUUUACAGUAUUUGCCGAUAAUCCUAAAAAAGAAAAAUGAUGUCUGUAUUUUGACCGGCUUAUACUGCAGCCGUUUUGUUGAACUGUGGUGUCCAGAUAAAAAAUGUUUUUUGAAGAAAAAAAAAAAAAUCACUGGGCUACUUAUGCAAAUAUGUGAAAUUCAUGUGGAACAUGUAAUUGCACUAAAGUUUUUGUGUAAUAGGCAGAAAAACAAAGUUGCACUGCCUCAGCAAGGGUGUUAACUCUGAAGUGUACCUGUGUGCCUUUUUAUUUUUGAAAAACACUGAAAAAUUAUACUAACUUAUUUAUGGUUUUGUUCGUGCGGGUGUUUAUAGGGCUUUUCCAAAGCGACUUUUUUUUUUUUUUUUUGUAAAUAUGUUCAAAUCAUUGUUUUUCAAAGAUGAAUAAACUGUUGAAAAACUG